CGCCCCCGCCCACCGAUUCCCUCGAGGAGUCCAGGUGCGCCGCCUCCCCCUCCUUCCUUCAGGAGAAGCCUUUUCUCGCCCCGGCCGCAAGGCGCGUGGUGUCUUCCGCCGGCCGAUUCUCCCGCGAAGUUCAGGUUUUUCAAGAUACGUGGGCUUGGGACGGGUCGGGAACAGCAAGAAAUUCAGACUCAGUUGCGUGGCUCCGAAUGGACCUAAUACUUCCAGUUAAAGUUGGAGAUGCUAUAGAGACAAGAUCCUUUGAUCGUGGUUAUAGGGGCGCAUGGUUCCGUGGCAAGCUCACCGACAUGUGUAUCAGGGACGGUCACCUGGAGUGUCAAGUGGAGUAUAUAGACUAUCCAGAUGAAAAAAGGAGAUGGAAUAGACUCUACAAAGUUCCCCCAAAAUGUCGUAAUCAGAAAGCAGGUCAAAAUAGGGAGAUCAUGUUACGACCUCCUUUUCCUCAAUGGUGUUGGGAGAAUGAUAUUCCUGAGCAUUGGCCACAGAUGGAUGUUGUAGCAGUUGUAAGCAGUCCUUGGAAAGUAGGUGACUUGAUUGACUGGUGGUACAAAGAUUGUUUCUGGACUGGCAAAAUUAUCGAGUUGCUGGGUGAAGACAAAGUUAAGAUAAUUUGUCCUGAGAAACCAAUAGGUGAAGGUGGAUGUUGGGCUGCCGAUACAAAGGACCUUAGGCCAGCGCUUGAUUGGCCCCUCUUAAAAGGUUGGACCGCCCCUCUUUCACAGGUUUGGGAAACUUUCUGUAUCUUGUUUGACAGAUGCAUGAAAGCACUAACAGUUGGCUUUCUUUGGGGUAUCAAGAUUCAUGCUAAUCUUCCCUUCUACAUUUGGGUGGGCGGGGCGUGACUUUUUCUGCCAAUUAUUUUGGUAAAAUAUUUAUAUCGAAACAAGAUCCGUCUAGUAGUAUAUAUACUGGUGGUUGGUUGAAAGAAUGA
Messenger RNA from Triticum aestivum (bread wheat), 949 nucleotides. RefSeq lists its product as uncharacterized. NCBI's taxonomy places the organism in Eukaryota, Viridiplantae, Streptophyta, Magnoliopsida, Poales, Poaceae. The record is from RefSeq and is a predicted model, not a curated record. The transcript is spliced from 7 exons. Bases 207 to 860 code for a protein of 217 amino acids.